UUGCUUCGUCCUUCAACACCAUGUCCCGGUUGGUUGUCUUCAUGCAAGGAUCCCUCGACUCAAUACACUCCACUCCACAACGCCUCACUCCAUGGACAUCACCAUGUUUGCAAGUCGGCUUUUUUUCUUCACGGUCGCAUUUUUUCGACUCAUAGAUUAUCUUUACGUUUUCUACUCUUCAGAAUAUUAGUAGAAUCCGAUCGAUUACUAACAUCAGCGCGAGACAAGAGAGGAUGCGUGCCAUUGCAUUUAGCGUCAUGGAACGGACAUUUCGAAGCAAUGAAGAGACUAGUAAGUUGUUUAGUGAAGACUACUUUAAAGCAUUAUUUUCUUACUCUGCAGUUACUUGUGGAAUUCGAUACGGAUAGUGUUGACGCUGUCAAUAAUGCUCAGGAGACUCCCUUACAUCUUGCUGCUCAACACGGACAUGACAAAGUAGUGCGUGUACUUCUAGAGCAUCACGCUGAUCCUCGUCUUCGUAAUGCUCGUUUUGAAACACCUCUUGAUGUCGCAGCUCGAACCGGGCAUGCUGUUGUGUGCAAAAUACUCGUUGGUUUUUGUCCAGAGCUUGCUUUACAAUCUGCUGUUGAUUGCUCAUCUACUGGUGAGAAUGGUCAAAUCCGAGCUCAAGUGGUCUAUCCUCUUCACGCUGCAGCAAGACAUUCACAUAUUCAGUGCCUUCAGAUUUUGCGAUUGGGUGGCUUUGACCUCGACUUCGUCACUGACGAAGGGUCUGCUCUUCAUGUAGCAGCAGUGUUUGGACAAGUUGAAGCAGUCAGAUAUCUAACCGAUGAAGGAAUCAAUCCUCAUAUUCGAGAUAGCAAAGGGCGAACAGCGCUUGAUGUGUUGCGUGAGCACGAAGGAAAUCAAACAUCUGAUCUUACUUAUAUAAUACAGAGUCGCGAAGGAUGGAGUGAAUGUCGAAAGAUUAUUGAUGGCUACAUUCAACGCCUCGAAUCCGAGCACUUCAACUCGUCCAGCGAUUCGGGCAUCGAUCGAAGAGAUUCGGAGCGAAGUAUCGUCGACGAAGACGGUAUACCAUAUUUUUUGAUAGCAUCGUCAACAUCGAGGCCUUCAUUGCAUGAAGUCAAGGAGGAGGCUGUCGAAGGAAAAUCUACCGUACAGGAGAACACCACUAUUAUUACAGUCGGCGAACAAAGUAGUUCGACUACGAAGGCGAUGCCAAUUGUUGAAACGACACUGUGGGAAUUUCGACGGACUGAAAAUGCAAUAAGAUAUGGGGAGGACACAUCUUUAAGAACUACUGCUCCCGAACUUCAUCCGGUUCCUAUUCAUCGCACAUGGAAUAGCCGAAUGUACGAUGUUGGACGUGGUAUUGCUCGAUUUCCCAUAACAUCACCGAUGAACAAAACUCGUCAUCAACAAUCAAAACGUAUCGGGAACACGCUUCCACUAAAAUUUAACGCAAUGAGGACAACAUUAUCGCCACAACGAGGAAGCGUUCUGCCGUCAGACUCACCAUGUUGUAUCUAUCGCAUUCCACCGGUGUAUGACACAAGGCACACAUGGCAUCAAAAGUUGAUACAGAGUGACGGCAUUACACACACAUACAAUCCUGCUUAUCCGUACGACAAUAUACCAAGAAAUCUUAUCGUCUACGAUAACGCCCCCACGCCAGCCGGUGGAGUCACGACUGUGCGUCAACGGUGGGAAAAGCAAACGGAUCGUCAUUUUUGGCAUCUUUCCGCCAAGAACAAACUCAAACCCUUCCGACUUGUGGCAUCUUCACCAGUUACUUUUUCACGUUCCAAUCCUGCUGGUCGAGCACCUCUUGCUAUGCCAGAGGAAUUGACGGGCAGUACAUCUACAAGUAUUCUCAGCUCUAGUGUUACACCCGAACGCGAAUCAACAACUAUUGACAGUCGACUCGGAAGAAACGAUCGCUCAAGCAUGGAGUUUUCCCUGUCAACACUUACAAUUGAUUAUUCUGACGUACCUCCUUCUCCUGACUCUUCUCGGAAAUGUAGUGGUGGAACGAUAACAUCGUCGUGUUCAUUGCCAGUGGUUUCGCGAAUUUCCACCACUCCUUCGUCGGAUACGUCGUUCUAUAAGUUGUAUCAUCAGAAUAGUGGCGAUGAAAGCCCAUCAAGUGUAGUGAAAAUGCGACCUGGUUGGGAUGCAAACACAGGACGACUUUCGCAGAUGGAUUCGAAUAAAGCAAGCGAGUUAAUCAAUGAAAUCGAAGAGUGGAAAAAGAUCGAUGAUAUCCUUUCGUCGUUUGGUGGUGCUGUUUGCCGAGAGUCGGUAUUUGCAGCCAACUACGAAUCGCAGGUGGCCGUAUUUUUGAGGGAUCGUCGUACUCAAGCAUUAACACUACAGCUCACUUCACAACCGUCAGCAAAUCGUCACAGUUGCAAUACUUCGUCUCCAUCAACUUGCAAACCUGAAUCGGAACAAAUCACAGUAAGUCAAUGGCUGUGCACAACAGUGGGCAUUCCAAAUCCAAAAGCUGCGGAAGUUGGUCAGAUUUUAACCCGAGCUGGAUUUGAUAGGCUUACGCAACUGAAAAUUGGUAUAACUCUACCGGGUCAUAUUGCCCGUAUUCUGUAUUCAUUGAUGAAUACCAAGCUUGACGAAAUUCAUCAAAAGAAAGAGGAAUUAAAGAACAAUCGUGAACCUGGAAUUUCGUCCACGUCAAAUAUUCUGACGGAAAUUCCAUGCGAAACAACUAUGUCAUUUGCUGAGAACGACGACACUGAAAAUGGUGAUCCAGCAAAGAUUGACUUACUUCACAGUCAUGCAUCAUUCUUAGCUCAUUACCUGGGUAGCAUGGAAAUCUCCAAUAUCGACGGUACAGAGGAAAGCCGACGAGCGAUGGUAAAACUUAAGAAGGCAAUACGCGUAAUUGCCAAAGUGCCACAGGUCAUCCUGGAAAUAUCGAUCCACGGUGUCCGUAUACUCGACGGAAGAACCGGGCGACUGGCUGUUGAACACGAAAUCUCGCAAAUCCAGAUUGUGUGUCAGGAUGAGAGGGAUCUCAACUGUUUCACCUACAUAUCCCAGGAUGUGGAGAAGAAUUUGUGUCAUGUGUUCUGUGUUCUCACCGCGGAUGUCGCUACGGAGAUCAUCGUCACAUUAGGACAAGCCUUUGAGCUCGCCUACAAACUGCAAAAUGGUCUCAUUAUGGAGGAAGUCGCAAAUGUGUAG
Molecule: messenger RNA, 3168 nt
Organism: Angiostrongylus costaricensis
Lineage: Eukaryota; Metazoa; Nematoda; Chromadorea; Rhabditida; Metastrongylidae
Source: the annotation of a GenBank genome assembly